Pollicipes pollicipes is the source of this 998-nucleotide messenger RNA. Its product is annotated as pancreatic lipase-related protein 2. The record is from RefSeq and is a predicted model, not a curated record. NCBI's taxonomy places the organism in Eukaryota, Metazoa, Arthropoda, Thecostraca, Pollicipedomorpha, Pollicipedidae. The coding region runs from base 72 to 998 and encodes 308 amino acids. Gene Ontology annotation, molecular function: triacylglycerol lipase activity; serine hydrolase activity. The transcript has 5 exons. Gene Ontology annotation, biological process: lipid catabolic process.
AGGCAUCGGUGGCACCAUCGCCGCAUCUCUCAGUACAACUGGGCCAAGCUCUGGAAACACCAAACGGCCACAUGAUCAUGCGAGACGACGAAAUCCAGAGCAAGUGCUACGGCGAGCUGGGGUGUGUCGACUACACGGACCAGUGGUACCACUCGCUGCACCGACCGGUGAACUUCUUCCCGCUGGAGCGCCACCUGAUCGCCGUCAAGUUCUGGGUCCACACUAGGUCAAAACCUCGCAGCAACCUGACCCUGCAGGUGGACGACCCCGGCUCGGUCACCAGGGCUGGCAUGGACGCCCAGAAGGACACCAAGUUCAUCAUCCACGGUUUCCUGGACACGGGCACAGACGACUGGGUGCAGGAGAUGGUGCAGCGUCUGCUGGACGCCGGCGACAUGAACGUUAUCGCCGUGGACUGGCGGUUCGGCGCGCUGCCCAUGUACCAGCAGGCCAUGGCCAACACGCAGCUGGUGGCCAUGGAGACAGCGCACCUUAUCCGCUGGCUGCAGAGCAGCCACGGCCUGAACGUGUCGCGCGUGCAUAUCAUCGGGCACAGUCUGGGCGCGCAGACGGCUGGGUACGUGGGCGCCGGCGUGCCAGGUCUGGGCCGCGUCACCGGGCUGGAUCCAGCCGAGCCCGGCUUCCAGCACAUGUCGCCGGUGGUCCGACUCGACCCCGGUGACGCCCGCUUCGUUGACGUCAUCCACUCGGACGCGCGCAGCUUCAUCACGUCAGGCCUGGGCAUGCUGCAGCCGUGCGGCCACCUCGACUUCUACCCGAACGGCGGCCGGGAGCAGCCCGGCUGCGGCUCCUACUCGGACACCAUCAGCGUCUUCAUGGAGAGCAGCGUGGACGACUUCGAGGCCGAGCUGUUCGCCUGCCGCCACAUGCGCGCCGUGCGCUUCUUCACGGACAGCAUCGGGGAGGGCACCUCCUGCUCCUUCAUUGGGCACGAGUGCGGCAGCUACGAGCAGUUCCUGGAGGUGAGGUGCAGGUGA